CUUGUGAAAUUACCCUGCAAUGUGUCUCUCCGAGCUGGGGACCCAUGGGCGCCACCCUGAAAUACUGACCAAAGUGGGGACGGACUGAGGAGUCAAUCUAACACUAGAUUGCUCUGCUCUGACCCCCGGGAGUGGCUUCGCCUUGGUAACCAGCACCAUUGUUAUGCACAGCUUCCAGAAGUUGUUUCAGGCAGCCACUGAGACUGAGGGGUGUGAGACGGUAAUAUCAUGAACCUGCCUGUCAAACCCUUGCUGAAGUUCUUGGGGGAGGAAGACAUCUCUCUGAUGGGAUAUCUGUAGCCUUUGCUUUUUACCAGCACUGCCGGAUAAACCUUGUUCAGUUAAAAAGAAGCUGGUGGUAUAGCAGUCCUGUAGAAUUUACCAGUCUGGGCGCAGAAUUUAUUUCCCCUCUAUCAUGAUGAUUUUGGGGUUGAGGAAAAGAUUUUACUGAAACAGCUUAAUAUGCAUUCUGGGACCCAUCGGGGCACAGCCCCUUCUUAUGGUGCCCAGACGUCCCGGCUAUGGCACCAUGGGCAAACCUAUUAAACUGCUGGCCAACUGCUUCCAAGUUGAAAUCCCAAAGAUUGAUGUCUACCUCUAUGAGGUGGAUAUUAAACCAGAUAAGUGUCCUCGCAGGGUGAACAGGGAGGUGGUGGACUCCAUGGUGCAGCAUUUUAAAGUGACAAUAUUUGGGGACCGUAGACCAGUUUAUGAUGGGAAGAGAAGCCUUUAUACUGCCAAUCCACUCCCUGUAGCAACCACUGGGGUAGAUUUGGAUGUAACGUUACCAGGAGAAGGUGGAAAAGAUCGUCCCUUCAAGGUGUCAAUAAAGUUUGUUUCUCGGGUGAGCUGGCACUUGCUGCAUGAAGUUUUGACAGGAAGAACCUUGCCUGAGCCUCUGGAACUAGACAAACCAAUCAGCACUAACCCUGUUCAUGCUGUCGAUGUGGUGCUACGACACCUACCCUCCAUGAAGUAUACCCCUGUGGGCCGCUCCUUUUUCUCAGCUCCAGAGGGCUAUGAUCACCCUUUGGGAGGGGGCAGGGAAGUAUGGUUUGGAUUCCAUCAGUCUGUUCGGCCUGCCAUGUGGAAAAUGAUGCUUAAUAUUGAUGUUUCUGCCACUGCCUUCUACAAAGCACAACCUGUAAUUCAGUUCAUGUGUGAAGUUCUCGACAUUCAUAACAUUGAUGAACAACCGAGACCUCUGACUGAUUCUCAUCGGGUAAAAUUCACCAAAGAGAUAAAGGAAUGCAGCAUGUCUAACUGUACAGUGAGCAGCUGUCACUCUACUUCACCAACACAUCUCAGUCAUUGUAAUAGAAAUAGCCACUGUAAGAAAACACUGCAAGGUCUGAAGGUUGAAGUGACUCACUGUGGAACAAUGAGACGGAAAUACCGUGUUUGUAAUGUAACAAGGAGACCUGCCAGUCAUCAAACCUUCCCUUUACAGUUAGAAAAUGGCCAGACAGUUGAGAGAACAGUAGCACAGUACUUCAGAGAGAAGUAUAACCUCCAGCUGAAAUAUCCUCAUCUUCCUUGUCUACAAGUGGGACAGGAGCAGAAACAUACCUACCUGCCUCUAGAAGUAUGUAACAUUGUGGCAGGCCAGCGAUGUAUCAAGAAGCUAACAGACAAUCAGACAUCAACUAUGAUAAAGGCAACAGCAAGAUCUGCCCCAGAUAGACAAGAGGAAAUUAGCAGAUUGGUAAGAAGUGCAAAUUAUGAUGCAGAUCCAUUUGUUCAAGAGUUUCAAUUUAAAGUUCGGGAUGAGAUGGCCCAUGUGACGGGGCGCGUGCUUCCAGCUCCAAUGUUGCAGUAUGGAGGACGGAAUCGAACAGUGGCAACCCCAAGCCAUGGCGUAUGGGAUAUGCGAGGGAAACAGUUUCAUACUGGUGUUGAGAUCAAAAUGUGGGCCAUAGCUUGUUUUGCAACGCAGAGACAAUGCAGAGAAGAAAUACUGAAGGGUUUCACAGACCAGCUACGCAAGAUUUCUAAGGAUGCAGGGAUGCCAAUCCAAGGCCAGCCAUGUUUUUGCAAAUAUGCACAGGGUGCGGACAGUGUGGAGCCAAUGUUCCGACACCUUAAAAACACCUAUUCAGGACUCCAGCUCAUCAUUGUCAUCCUGCCAGGGAAAACACCUGUGUAUGCGGAGGUGAAACGUGUGGGAGAUACGCUGUUGGGGAUGGCCACGCAGUGCGUUCAAGUCAAGAAUGUCAUAAAAACAUCUCCUCAGACUCUCUCAAACCUGUGCCUAAAGAUUAAUGUUAAAUUAGGAGGAAUCAACAACAUUCUUGUACCUCAUCAACGACCUUCUGUGUUCCAACAACCAGUGAUCUUUUUGGGAGCAGAUGUCACUCAUCCACCUGCUGGGGAUGGAAAGAAGCCUUCCAUUGCUGCUGUUGUAGGUAGUAUGGAUGCUCAUCCAAGCAGGUAUUGUGCCACAGUGAGAGUUCAAAGGCCUCGGCAGGAGAUUAUCCAAGAUUUGGCCUCCAUGGUAAGAGAACUUCUCAUCCAGUUCUACAAGUCAACACGAUUCAAGCCCACACGUAUCAUCUUCUACAGGGAUGGGGUUUCUGAAGGACAAUUUCGACAGGUGUUGUAUUAUGAGCUGCUGGCAAUUAGAGAGGCCUGCAUCAGUCUGGAGAAAGAUUACCAGCCAGGAAUAACCUACAUCGUAGUACAGAAACGACACCACACACGAUUGUUCUGUGCGGACAGAACUGAAAGGGUUGGAAGAAGUGGCAACAUUCCAGCUGGAACAACUGUAGAUACAGAUAUUACACACCCAUACGAGUUUGAUUUUUACCUCUGUAGCCAUGCUGGAAUACAGGGUACCAGCCGUCCCUCACACUAUCAUGUUUUGUGGGAUGAUAACUGUUUUACUGCAGAUGAACUUCAGCUGCUGACUUACCAGCUCUGCCACACAUAUGUGCGUUGCACACGAUCUGUUUCUAUACCUGCACCAGCGUAUUAUGCUCACCUGGUAGCAUUCAGAGCACGAUACCAUCUUGUGGACAAAGAACAUGACAGUGCUGAAGGAAGCCAUGUUUCAGGACAAAGCAAUGGGAGAGACCCACAGGCCCUUGCUAAGGCUGUACAGAUUCACCAAGACACCUUACGCACCAUGUACUUCGCUUAAAUAAAUCAAUAAAAUCGGAGCAUACUCACUGAAAGGAAGAACUGAAAAAUUAAGCCACAUACAAUGUAUGUUUCCGGUAGGGUCAGUUUAUGGGGUGCGCCUCCGAUCACGCUGAAGCCGACACUGUGCAGGGGCAAGGGGCUAAUCCUUAAAUUGACACGUGAAGGAUUGUUUACUUCAUUGAGGAACACAGCACUAUUAUGCAAUAUGAAACCAGCCAACUGCUUUUUUGGGGCGGUCUUCUGUAGGAAGUGCCGUCGUCAUCAGUUACUUUUUCUUUAUUUCUUGUAGUCUAACCCUUUUAUGCCUUUACCUCAAGUUGCUCGGCAGCACAACUAUCUUUGCAAAAAAAAGUUAAUGGUGUAGUUUAAAAAAACACAAACAACCUAUGGAACAAUCACAAUGAUUGUUGAGGGGGGAAGUGUGCAAAAAAUAGCCUUUUUAUCUUUACCCCAACACAUUGAGGAGGCUUUCUCUCAAUAUUGCCAUCAGCAUUUGAAUGGGAACAUAUCCAAGUACAUUUCAAUGUACAGCACUAACUAGAAAAAAUUAGGGGAAGGGUUUUGCACACAUUAGUCCAUUAAUCUGAACAUAAUUUAGCCAACUGCUGCCUUUGUGUCUUUCUUCACGAUUUGGAGUCCUCAACUCCAAUAAUUCCCUUUAAAAAAUCUAGUGGUGUCUGUGCAGCAGUAGUGAUCCAAACUCUUCUUGCUCCCUGGUGAGUUUACUAAAGCUGCUGUUUUACCUUGUCCAGAAGUUUCAACUAAUUCUCUAUCUGGCAAGUCGUAAAUAUAGUUUGAGCUUCAUGCAAGAUCAGAUGUUCCUUGUUUUAUGGGGUUACUCAUAGUAAACACCAGAAACGAAACUGUAGAGUUGAGGUCUUUAUUUGCUAGGUUACUUGCUGCCUCUCACACCUUAAUGUGAUUUCAUAUAUAUGUGUGUUUUUGAAGUUUAGCUUCUUUCUUUUAUAUUUAUUAGAAUAAUAAUGCUUUAAUUUAAUUAUUACAGAACAUAUGGGCAACAUCAAUUUUUAUUUUUAGAAAUGUAACCAUGUUUAUUUUAA
Mauremys mutica (yellowpond turtle) is the source of this 4202-nucleotide messenger RNA. Its product is annotated as protein argonaute-3. The transcript has 20 exons. The record is from RefSeq and is a predicted model, not a curated record. Gene Ontology annotation, molecular function: protein binding; RNA binding. NCBI's taxonomy places the organism in Eukaryota, Metazoa, Chordata, Testudines, Geoemydidae. Bases 500 to 3139 code for a protein of 879 amino acids. Gene Ontology annotation, biological process: regulation of stem cell proliferation; regulatory ncRNA-mediated gene silencing.